AUGUCAAUUUCAACUCGGCCUCACCUCAGCUUCGCAUGUCGCCGGACUACCUAUAUUCUCACUAGCGAGACGGGGGCCCGAAGCUUGUCCUUGCAUCCUUAUCAUGGUGAAGAGGAUUCUCAAGGUGAAACAAUUAUAUGCGCCUUGCCUUUGGAGUUUGACGCUGUCGAAGCGUUGUUUGACGAGACAUAUGAUGUCGCUGCCUACGGGAAGCAACCGGGAGAUGCGAACUGGUACCGGAUAGGACGAAUUGGCUCUCAUUGUGUUGUGUUAACGUGCCUGCCUGAAAUGGGGAAGAAGAAUGCAGCAAGCGUUGCUUCCAAUCUACAAGUUAGCUUUCCUAGGGUCAAUCUCGCACUCUUAGUAGGGAUCUGCGGGGCAGUGCCAUCUCCUUCCGAACGGACUGAGGUAAUUCUGGGAGAUGUAAUUGUCAGCGAUAAGAUUGUGGAAUACGACUUUGGCAAGCAAUAUCCUGACGCAUUCAGGAGCAAUCGUGUUGUCAAGGAAACUCUUGGUGGCCCCAACCGAACGAUCCGAAGCUUUCUCUCUGGCCUGAAAACCAGUAAGAUGCACGACCAGCUGCAAAAUGAUCUUUGGAAAUACCAGCGGACCCUUGAAGGUCAUCAUUCUGGUAAAUGGCAGUAUCCAGGUACUUCGCAAGAUCAAUUGUUUGAAGCCCUCUAUCGCCAUAAAUACUAUCACCAACACCCCGACACCACGUGUCUCUGUGCGGUUUGCCAUUGCAGCAGUGACCCUGUCUGUGAGAAGGCACCGGAACUCGACUGCAGAAAACUCGGAUGCAUGGGCUCGCUUGGACCAAGAUCUCGCCUGAUGGCAGAUCCUCCAAAGCCACAUGUCCAUUUUGGUUCUAUGGCCUCAGCUGACACGGUCAUGAAAUCUGGUAAACACCGCGACGAGCUUGCCGCAACGGAAAAGGUGAUAGGGUUUGAAAUGGAAGGAGCUGGGAUAUGGGACAUCCUGCCUUGUGUCAUUAUGAAGGGUGUGUGCGAUUACGCGGAUAGCCAUAAGAAUAAGACGUGGCAGAACUAUGCGGCGGCAACUGCUGCCUCUUGCGCCAAAGCUUUCUUGGUAUAUUGGACAUCCAGUGUAUCAGACCAGCCAGUCACCUUUCCGAUGACCCAUGUCUCAGACACGGACAAUACGAACGAAGAGACACUGUCGGACGAUCAGCGGAAAGAGCUGCUAAACCUGCUCCGCUUUGAUCAAAUCGACGCCCGCCAAAUGUCCCUCAAGGCUGCCCAAGGUAAAACUUGCCGCUGGAUGCUCCAAAAUCCCAAGUAUAAAGACUGGCUUGAUUGCGGGGAAUUGCAGAAUCACAGCGGGUUUCUCUAG
This is a messenger RNA of Talaromyces marneffei, 1353 nucleotides long. RefSeq lists its product as uncharacterized. Bases 1 to 1353 code for a protein of 450 amino acids. NCBI's taxonomy places the organism in Eukaryota, Fungi, Ascomycota, Eurotiomycetes, Eurotiales, Trichocomaceae. Gene Ontology annotation, biological process: nucleoside metabolic process. The record is from RefSeq and is a predicted model, not a curated record. The transcript has 2 exons. Gene Ontology annotation, molecular function: catalytic activity.